Culex quinquefasciatus (southern house mosquito) is the source of this 1750-nucleotide messenger RNA. RefSeq lists its product as uncharacterized. NCBI's taxonomy places the organism in Eukaryota, Metazoa, Arthropoda, Insecta, Diptera, Culicidae. The coding region runs from base 78 to 1178 and encodes 366 amino acids. The transcript has 4 exons. The record is from RefSeq and is a predicted model, not a curated record. Gene Ontology annotation, molecular function: protein binding.
GAAUUAUUUUGUUAUAUUCAAUUUCGGAAUUUACGAAUCGGUUGUAUUGCAACGGAUUUGUCCGAUAAUUCACCAAGAUGAAACCUUUAAAGCGCAAGCAAGCCGGAAGUGACGCGGCAACGCCCAAAGUCAAGCUGGCAAGGAUGGAUCAGCCACCUCCGCUUCCGACGGAGGUCUGGGAACUGAUUUUCCAGAAUCUCAACGGCUAUUACUUGAAAUUGGCUCGGCAGACGUGCUCGUCCUGGAACCGGAUCAUCCUCGGUUCAACGCGGCUCAUGGGGAAAUUCCUCCUGAGCCUCACCUCGGCGCACUUUGCCAACCAUCGCAAACAUGUCCGGGCUCUACUGGCUACCGGUGGCUACACACAGGCCGUUUUCCACAUGUAUGGCAUCGGGAACCACAAGCCAAGGAUCAACUGGCUCGUGCCACUCGGGUUGACGCUCCACACACUUUCGUUCGAAACGAGCGGAACUCAGCUGCUGCUGGCACAGAUUCUGAAGGAAACGCCCAAUUUGAAACGGCUCGACAUUAUUAUGGACAAUCGGAACACCAUCGACGUUGUUCCCAACUUCCGGUUGGAGAAAUUGGAGGAACUGAGCAUUAGAUGCUUCGAGCGCCCCGCCAAAUUGAUCCGCUUCUGCCGGCAGAUUUGUUCUCGAUUAACUGUUCUGAAGGUGUUUGGUUUGCCUUCAAGCGAGGGCUUUGAACCGGAAGUCAUUGCGUUCGUGCUGGAGGUUCGCAAAACGCUACAAGAACUGGAAACUGGCCUUUCGUCCGCGAUCGUUGAUGCGUUGGAAGCGAUGGACGAUCUGCGCUUGACACGAGCAAAUCUUAUCGGAAGUUCACAGCAUUGUCUACGAUUGCUCAGGUCUCAGCCCAACCUGGUGCAGCUGGACAUCUCGCGAGGCUUUGGUGAUCUGGUUGUAGAGGACUUGGAUGAAAUUCUUACGCUUCUGCCACACCUAAAGACGCUGGCGGUCAGGUUCAAGGCUUACGCAAGCCAGCCAUCGUUGUCUUGUCAGAUUCCAUCGAUCAUUGAAACUCUGUGCAUCAAAUAUGGACAUCUACACAUGGGCUCCAAAUUCCGACUGAACAUUAACAUACGCAACCGGCCAAAGUUGCGCCACCUAAGCCUUUCGAGCUGCAACAUCUCGCGUCGCAAUCUGCGCGCGAUCUAGCCCAAGUCAUCAGCUUAACGUUGAGCCGUUGCCAUCUCAAGCGUUUAUCGGAGCUGCUCCUGCUGACAUCACUGCAGCAAAUUGAGCUUAGCUCCGUCCGCUUUGGAGACCACACCGUGCCAGAAUCCGUCGACCCGGUUCGUUCCCGAGUUCGCUCGCUGAAGGUGAAACAAGUGAAUCGAGAAGUUUGUGUGGCCGCUGUUCAACUGUUCCAGGGCUUGGAACAGUUUGAAGCCGGCGACGGAGUGGACAUCGACGAAGACGUCCUCGAGGAGCUGUCGGACAACUCGCGGCAACUUAAGCAGCUGCGACUCAGUGGGUGCAGCUUUGCUACCAACUGUCCCAGCGAUACGCUGCACCUGUUUGAUGCCCUGGAGACGUACUUCAUUUUGUGCCCGGUUGAUGCGUUUCAAGAACUUGAAGAGUCUUUGGAAGGUUUGUGCAGAGGUGUCGAGAUUAGGCUGCAAGGGAUGAGGGAUAGGUAUGUGAGUGUUGGGUUUUGAUCGGAAGAUUUGCAGAACAUUAAAUACUUUAAAAUAAAUUACUACGACUUAAAUCUGAUAUUUAAAUAA